AUGAUGUUUCCUUUUGCUAGAAAUGUGCUACGCAGUCUUGAGAUUCGGAGUUUUCAGCAAAUGAUGGCAAGACAAAGCCACCAAAAACACCCACCAGAUUUUCAUGACAAAUAUGGUGAUACUAUACUAGCCAGCGGAGCGACUUUCUGUUUUGUUGCAUGGGUAUUUGUAAUCACACAGAUUGGACUAGAAUGGAACCUUUCCCCUGUGGGCAGAGUCACCCCAAAGGAAUGGAGGGAGAAGUAA
Molecule: messenger RNA, 246 nt
Organism: Trichechus manatus latirostris (Florida manatee)
Lineage: Eukaryota; Metazoa; Chordata; Mammalia; Sirenia; Trichechidae
Product: cytochrome c oxidase subunit 7B2, mitochondrial
Exons: 1
Coding region: 1-246 (81 amino acids)
Biological process (GO): mitochondrial electron transport, cytochrome c to oxygen
Cellular component (GO): mitochondrion; respiratory chain complex IV
Source: RefSeq, a predicted model, not a curated record